CGGGCGUCCACCCCCCCUCCCUAUCAGCGCUUUCCCUCUUCUCGCAGCCUGAGUUUCUGUCUAUCGGUGUUGUUGUUGAUGCGAUGAUGGCGGCAGCGGGAUGCGGAUCAGCAACCGCGGCUGCCGUUGUGGGCGCAGGCGGCGUGGGCGCGGCGCGGGGUCGCUUCCCCGGCCGGCCUUGGUCGUCGCGAAGCCGUUUGCGUUCGGAGAAGCGAUGGCAGCUCGGCCGCUCUGGGACAGAUCUAGACGAGAUCUCCUCCAACGGAGGCCCGAGGCCCACCUGCCUGGUGCUCGCGCUGAACGAGGACCAGUCUCACUUGCGCCUUCUCGGGCUUGAGGCGAGCUACAAGAGCCUAGGAGAGGCUGGAUACAGCUCGAGUGGAAGCGAAGAGGGAGCUGAAUUCAAAGGCUUUGAAGUUCAAGAUGAAAAUAGCAGCGCUCCAGUUCGCGCUGGACGAAAUGCAUGUAAACGUGAUCGUGUUUCGGCAAAGUCGUCGAAGAGGAUACGUCAAAGGCGGUCUCUUCCGGUGUCCCCUUUAGUGGAAAGCACAGGUUCACAAGAUCCUCAAAAUGAUUCAGGUUCUGUUCAGCAACUCCACAGUCAAGAGUCUCUAAAGGACACAUCAGUAGAUGACGGUGGUGGUGGUGGUGAUGGAGGACCGGAGAAGCGCACCAGGAGUAAAAGAGGGUCAACAAAACAGGAGACCCAGUCAACACCAAGAAUCACAAUUAAAUUGGUGGCUAAAAAGAAAGUGGUUACAGUUCCAUCGGUUCAACGUAAAUCUGGUAAGAAACAAAAGGAAAUCAAAUCUGAAGUUACAGAAAGUCAAUGUGCCCAAAUCUCAAGUGCUCAUGUGAAAUUAAAGACAAGCGUACCAGCCAGUGAAUCUAGUGCUGGUGAGGCAAAGCAGGAGAUUUGUACUAGAAGGCGAGGAAGAUCUGCUGACAAGAAAUCAGAACCCACUCCACAAAAAAAUCCUGAAAAUGAGGCCAAUGACCAAAAACUGAAGCUGAGGAAAUCAACUCGGAGGUCUCAAAAUCCACUGCCCAGUGAAAGUACAGAGACAAAACCUGAUGAAAAGUCAGCACAAGAAGGAUCAGAAGUAAAUAAGCUUGUGAUUAGGAGGCAACACAGAAGGUCCUCAAAUGUUCCACAGAAUUCUGGUGAUCAGAGUUUAGCAGAGGCGCUGUUGGAAGUCUCUACAAUUGAUGAAUCCAAGCCACCUUCAAAGAAGAAAAAGGAUAAAAAGAAAAAGAAGAAGAAAAACCGCAAAGAAUCCGAAAGGAAACAGGAGCCUCAUUCACCAUCAUCAAAAGAUCUUGGUCCUUCAGCUGAUGAUCCUCAAAAGCUUGCUUUCGACAAUGACUUUGUCGGAAUACCAGGUCUGAGACUGACCAGGAUACGAAACCCCAAAGCCCGGUCUCGCAAGAAACGCUGCAAGUUUGUGUGGACUCUCACUCUGGUGAAAAGCAAAAGCAAAGAUUCCCAAAUCCAAGAAAAUCCAAUUAAAACCCAAGAAAGCAAAAGCAAUGAUUCUGAGGUCCAAGGUGAUCUCAGCAAAACCCAAGAAAUCGAAAGCCAAGAAUCUCAAGUCCAAAGCGAAGUAGAAGAAAACCCCAGCGCAGAAGCAGAACUUCCUGCUAAAUGUGAUGAGGAAGUAGAUGUUUCUGCAGAAGCAGAAUCCAUAUCCCCUCCUUCCAACAUUUUGGAAACUGACUCCUCACAGGAGUCUCAAAACGUAGAGAACACUGCCAGUGCUGUAAUUCCAGAAAUCCCAGAGAACCCCGUAGCCAUUGGGAAGGUUGAGGAGACUCCAGAAAAGGAAAAUGAGGAGGUUCUUGAAAGCCCAGAAAUUGAAACAGAAGCACAUCCAGAAGAGGCCACUCAGACGGACCCUGAAGAUCCGAUCAGUAAAGAUACUGUUCCACCACUUCAAAUCAAAGUUGUCUCCUCACCAGGAAAAAACAACAGUCUAAAGCAGUCCUUCUUAGUUCAGCAAGUCACAACUUCACCUGAAAUACAAGAACCCACAAAAGUUGAAGACCAUGAACAUGUAGAGAAGAUUGAGAACGUGUUGGAAAUGACUGCUACCACUCCCAUCCCCAAAGUAAGAAAAAGACUUCGUCAAAACACUGCUCGGAAGAAGCGUGGAAAACAUAAACACUGGACAAUUUAUAGGCGAAAAUGUAGAUUGAAUGCGUCUCAAGAAAACCCAGCUUCUGAAACUGCAACUGAAACCGAAUCUCAGGUGGAAGAAUUGCCAGUAUCAUCAACAGAAGUGCCAGAACCUGUAGAAUCCAAACCAAAAAGGCAUUCAAGUGAAGUUACGCAUAAAAAAGGUAAAAGGUCCGUUCCACCAACUACAGAACCAUUACCUGAAGCAGCUGAACCUCAGGUCAUCGAACAAACUGUUGAAUCGCCUCCAACCAACCCAUUUCUUGAGACAGAACCCGAGCCGGAAAUAAAACUUGAGAUGCCAUCAAUCGAAACUGAAGAGGUCUUAGUAUUAGAGCCUUCCGUUAAAGAUCAUCCACAGGUACUUCGUCCUUCUCGCAGACGAAUAAGGCAAGUCAAGCGAAGACGAAAGUCUUUGAUUGGACGGCGAAUUAAAAACUCAAAAUUGCAAAAGAAGGAGUUGGUUGAGGUUAGUGAAGAUUGCCCACCCUUGACCAGCUCUGAAGUAGAAGAACCUAAACUAGUUGGUAUAUUCUCAACAAAGUACAAGAGGAAAAGAAUUUCAAGUCUUCAGUCAUUAGAGGGUAGACGGAAAAAAGCCAAGCUGUUAUCGAAGCAGCUGGAGAACGCCAGUGGAGAACAACUUUCCGAUCAGGGAGAAAAGGAUACUGUGAUUGUGAAAACGGACCAAGAUCAAGAUAUCCAACACAGCAAAACAAAGUUCAUGAAAACCAUCAGACAUUUCAUAAUGCCAGUCGUGAGCGCCCGAUCCUCUCGGGUUAUCAAAACGCCAAAGAGGUUCAUGGAUGAUCUUGGUAUGUCAGAACUUCCUCGCAAGAACUCCCAAAAGAAGCUUGGUCUGCAACCAAAAUCAAAGAAACGUGAUUCUAGUGAAAAAGGUGAACCUGGAUCCUUUCAGUCUCAGGAUGAAGAUAAUAAUCUGAGUGAAGCUGAUCUUGAUUUGUCUUCCACUUGGGAAUCAAAACCUAAAUCACCUGAAGAUGAAGCUGAGAUCUUCAGUGAGGAGAAGCAGCCUGGGAAAAGACGAUCGCUACUUAGAGAUCCCGGUUUCAAAUGGGGAGUGCUGGAGCCUGCCGCUGAGGACGUGUAUACCUUUGAUGAAGAUCUUGACAAGGAGUUGGAGACCUUGCUAUCCGCCAAAGAUUUUCCUAUGGACCCGUUUCUCGAUCCUGUCCAAAAGAAGAAAAAGUCCACAAAAUUCAAAGCGCAAUCAUCGAAAUUUAGGUUAUACAAAAAACUUAAACUCAAACAGAGUCUCGCAAGGCGCAAAAAGACCCCAAAGGACAAAAUGGGUAAAGUUGUAUCGUCCCCUGCCAAGACACAGAAGAAGGAGAUGGAAGAAGGGGCCAGUCUCAUAAAGUCUCUGAGAGAUAUGAAGAAGGAAAAAGCAAAACUCAAGAUUGAGGAUCUCAACACCCCUGGGGUUGUUCGCAAAGUCUCCAUCUGUGUCCGAGCUCUGAGUGCCAAGUUACUGGCUCAACACCAGGCAAAAGACAUCCAAGAGGAUGACCUGCCAGAUGAGUUCUCCAUUCAUACAGACAUCUCGCUUCCCAAUAAAUGCAAAGACUUUGAUGAGAUGCAUCUUAAAGAAUCAGAAGCACCGGUUUCUGAGAACACUCAGAAAAAUGCCGUUGACGUUGAGGAGAAAACCGCCACCCAGCGCCCUCGGCUUACAGGAGCCAACAAGCGGAUGUUCAACCUCCUCAAGAAAGCCAAGGUUCAGCUCAUCAAAAUAGACCAGCAGAAACAGCUGAAAUCAUCUGGGCUCUUGCCGGAGGGUAGAAUCACUGCAACAAAGAGACAGAGGCGAAAACCGAAAGAACGGCUUGAAAAUGCCUGUCCCAACAAGACUGAAGCUUCUCCAGAGCAGGAACCUGCCAGAGGAGGGCCUCGCAUUAAGCAUGUAUGCAGAGCUGCAGCUGUGGUUUUGGGUCAGCCUCGUGCCAUGGUCCCCGACGACAUCCCCCGACUCAGUGCCCUACCUCUUCACGAGAGAUCGGAUAUAUCCCCUUCACCCGCAGAAAAAGGAGUCGAGUCUCACUCGGAUCCAGAAAGCCCUGUGUUACAAGAACACAGGACACCCAAGUUUCGCCGUGGUAAGGCUCAUUUGUUUGGGAACCGGUCCAGGCGGUGUGGGGAGUGUAAAGGUUGUCUACAUGAGGAGGACUGUGGCAGGUGCAUAAACUGCUUGGACAAACCCAAGUUUGGUGGCCCAAACACAAAACGGCAGUGCUGCGUAUACAAGAGAUGCGAUCAGGUGGAGGAAAGGAAGGCCUUGAGGCUAAGUGUCAAGCUCCAAAAAGGAAACGUGAAGAAGCGGCGUCCGUCGAUCAGUGGAGGUCACUCAAGUAAUGAGGAAGGUGAGGGCGCCGAUGGAAUCGGGCGACCGUUUCCAGGCUCUUUGAGUGACAGUCCAUCUGUGCGGAAACAACCACGCCGGCACGUUAAACCACGUUCUUACUGCGACCUGUUGGAUUACGACUCCGACUUUGACUGGAUAGGAGGAUCUAAUUCAACCUCUCCAGCCCGCAGAAGAACUCCUGGCCUCCGCAACUCAGAUUUUGUGUCAUUUGACGACUUCAUUGGCGAUGCUUUUGACGAGGGAGUCCGGCAUCGCAGAUCUAGCUUUCACAAGGUUCCACCCAUCAAACGGAAAGUUGAGAAGAGCCCUCAGGAACAGACGCCGCCCAGCGUCUUGGCAGCCCUUGCCAAUGGUUUUGCAGAGAGAGAACAGGAGCCCGCAGAACCCACACACAAGAUCCGUGUCGAUUUUAAGGAGGACUGUAGUGUGCAGAGCGUGUGGACGACAGGAGGCCUGAGCAUCCUGACUUCUGUACCCCUCGUGCCCCAGUAUGUCUGUCUGCUGUGUGCCAGUAAAGGCCAACAUGAGAUGCUGUAUUGUCAAGUCUGCUGUGAGCCUUUCCAUCGCUUCUGCUUGGAUCCUUCAGAGCGCCCACUGGAAGAGAACAAGGAGAACUGGUGCUGUCGUCGCUGCAAGUUCUGCCGAGUUUGUGGACUCAAGAAUAAAGAAUCCAAGCCCCUGCUGGAGUGUGAAAGGUGUCAAAAUUGUUAUCAUCCUGCCUGUCUGGGUCCAAACUACCCCAAACCCAACAAACGUAAAAAGCCUUGGGUCUGUAUGACAUGCAUUCGAUGCAAGAGUUGUGGUGUGACACCAGGAAAGAGCUGGGACACUGAGUGGAAUCAUGACAAGGGUCUGUGUCCUGACUGCACUAGGCUGUUUGAUCAAGGUAACUACUGCACCAUGUGCUUCAAGUGUUAUGAAGAUAAUGACUAUGAUAGCCAGAUGAUGCAGUGCUCCACAUGUAACCACUGGGUCCAUGCUAAAUGUGAAGGCCUGACAGAUGACUUGUAUGAAAUCUUGUCGAGUUUGCCUGAGAGUGUGGUGUACUCCUGUCAGCCGUGCUUACAAGAGCAGCCCGAUGGAGAGGACGUUAAUGGAGCGGGGUGGAGGGAACUACUCGACCAGGAGCUAAAGUCUGGCUUAGAGAGGGUGCUGUCUUGCCUGCUGAGCUCCAGCCUCACUAAGCAUCUGGUCACCUGUAAGAAGGUGGGCGUCCAAACUCUCCUAAACAUAGUAUGCUGUACUUUUAAAGUUGCAGCAGGCCAUUGUGUGUUUAAGAAGUCGUCAAGAGUCUAG
Molecule: messenger RNA, 5855 nt
Organism: Labeo rohita (rohu)
Lineage: Eukaryota; Metazoa; Chordata; Actinopteri; Cypriniformes; Cyprinidae
Gene: kmt2bb
Product: lysine (K)-specific methyltransferase 2Bb
Exons: 17
Coding region: 84-5855 (1923 amino acids)
Biological process (GO): positive regulation of DNA-templated transcription
Cellular component (GO): histone methyltransferase complex
Molecular function (GO): DNA binding; protein binding; histone H3K4 methyltransferase activity
Source: RefSeq, a predicted model, not a curated record